AAUAAAAUCCGCUCAUGGACUUCGAAAGCCUCGACAAGACUCAGUGCAGCGGUGAUUGAGGUUCCAGGAGAGACACUGUGGAGCCUCUACGUGUCUCUUCCGGGGUUGCGUUCACUGACUUAAACGGAAUGUUGUAAAGAACAACGUGUAUCUUCUAAAAUAUCACGAAUCAAAGAUCGUUGUGUUGUGCACUCGUCGUUUGUCUAUUCCACUUGAAUGAUCUGUCACAACAGGGGCGAAGCAGCCGAGCAGCGUCCUCCACAAUGCCGCCGUGAAGUGGCCCGUGUGGGAGGCGCAGGAGGAGGAGAGCCCGGACACGGAAAGGUCCACGCACAACAUCCACCAUGUCGAACCGCAAGCACCGGGACAACCAGGAGAUCUGCGCCCGUAAGGUCCGCGAGCUGGCCCAGUCCGGAGUAAACAAACACUGCUUCGAGUGCAACCAGCCCGGGGUGACUUACACGGACGUGACCGUGGGCAGCUUCGUGUGCACGUCGUGCUCCGGAAUGCUGAGAGGCCUCAACCCUCCGCACAGAGUCAAGUCCAUCUCCAUGACGACGUUCUCCCAGCAGGAAGUGGAAUUCCUUCAAAACCAUGGCAACGAGGUCGGCAGGAGGACUUGGUUGUGCGUGUUUGAGCCCAAGGCGGACGGCUGCUCCGACAUGAAGGACUUGCAGAAGUUCAAAGAAUAUCUGCAGGACAAAUAUGAGAAGAAGAAAUGGCAUUUUUCCAAAAUGAAGAACUGCCGAGACAUGGAGGGAGGUCCUUGGAGUCCAGGGGUCCAGGCCGUCCUCGCUCAUGGUCCUUUGGCCGGGCAGCACCCCCCUCAUAGCCUGCCCCCAAACGCCAGGCCUGCCAGGAUGCUGUCCCAGAUGUCGCCGUGGGAUCGAGCCCCGGCCGUUUCGCCCGCCGACGUCCGCGCUGACGUGUUUACCGCUCGGCCCUCGCGCUCCCAAAGUUUCCGAGACGCCCCGCUGAAAGACCACAACAUGUGCGGUAUUGAGAGACAGCGCCCCGGCUCACUAUCGUCAGCACUGGGGGGUCCAACCCACGGCCCUUCCUUUCCUGCCCUCCCGCGGCCUUCAGCAAGUAGCUCUUUCAAAAACCACUUCACUUUAGGUCGCGCAGUGUCUGCCUCGGGGACCACGGGGCCUUUCAGGGCCUUCCCCAAAUCUCUCAGCUUGGACUUUGGAGGGUUAAAACACACUCAAGCUCAGCCUCCUGUUCCUCUGCAGAGCGCCAAUGCACAGGACAGAUUCGCCGCAGUGUCCCACCUGGACAGUGUCUUCUCUGACACAGCGCCCCCUGCCGGCCCUCCGCAGUACAGUAGCCUGUUUGCAAGCAGGCUGUCUUCCAGCUCCACUCCCGCCAGCUCCCCAGGAGUGGAAACAGUGUCCAGCUCACAGACAUUUGCAAAUUUCCCCAACCCAUUCAGCUCCGGCACCGUCUCCCAGCAGCCCACUGCACUGUCCCCCAGUAACCCCUUCAGCAGCCCCCCAGGAGGCGACUCCAGUGCAGUUUUACCGCCGCCUGCCUCAUUUCCUCCAGAGGCCGUCAACAACCAGGAAGUCAAUGGUUUUGCUGCCUUGCCCGCCUCCGACGAGCAGCCCAAAGUCCCUCGGCCCAUGUCGGUCAACCCGUUUACAGGGAACGUUUACCCGAGUUGGGCGACGUCACGAAACCCUUUCAUCUGACCAGUGCAUCUCUGGAAACUUCACAAGUCUCAAGUGUUUUCAAGUCAGCUUGGAGGGUUUGCAGGGCAUGCAGACCUCCCUCUCCCCUUUCUUUGUAGGCUCCUCCUAUUUGUCUGUUUGUGUGUGUGUGUGUUUGUGUGUUUUUUUUUUGAUUGAUUGAAACUUGUAUUAGUAGAUUGCACGGUUCAGUACAUAUUCCGUACAAUUGACCACUAAAUGGUAACACCCGAAUAAGUUUUUCAACUUGUUUAAGUCGGUCCACGUAAAUCAAUUCAUGGUACGAACGUGUGUGUGUGUGUGUGUGUGUGUGUGUGUGUGUGUGUGUGUGUGUGUGUGUGUGUGUGUGUGUGUGUGUGUGUGUGUGUGUGUGUGUGUGUGUGUUAGGGGGGAUAAAAUGCAUGAAUGUAAUCCUGACUCCCAUUUUGUCUCAUUGGGGGCGUGGUAGUAGAUGCCGCCUACAGUGGGAGUCAACAAAUAUUUUUUCAAACAUGUUACAUGCAAACUGCUGCUACUGUCCCUUUUCUCUCAUCCCCCCGCUUAAAGUAUAAAAGAAAAAUAAUGAUAACCCGCCAACAGUAUUGAAAAAGCCACACAAAAUCGGGCUUUCAAUGAAGUGUUAGUAAUUAUGCUAAUUUGCCGCCUUAAAGCCUCCUGAUGCAUGUGCAGAAGCAUCGAAAAGGCCUUUUUUUCAACCCACUUUCAGGCUGCAUGAGCUUAGAGGGCUAAAAUGCUACUGAAUGUAAAAGUUUGCUGCACAAUAACUUCAUGGAUGAAAUGUUAGUGCUUCUUAUUACUGGACCAAAAUGUUUUUUUUGCCAAAAAAGAAAGAAAUGAUGGAAACAUGAAGGACUUGUGUAACAAUUGUUAUUCAUGUUCAUAAAAUCACUUUGUUUGCCUAUUAAGGGACUUUGCCUGCGAGUCUUAUCAUUGGGCACAAAAAUGGAGUCCAACAAUAACAUUAACAACAUUGCUACAAAGGUUUUAACAAAGACUCAUAAAACUCACACAUUGUAGGCCGACUGCAGUGAUUAGUUUCACCAGCAGAGGGUGCUGGUUGUUUAUUUUCCCCACUGAUGUCUUGCUGGAGGUUAAUUUAGGAUGCACAUUGCAUAACAUGCAUAUUGUGUUGGAAUACUCUGCAAAGACAGAACGCCACCAGGGUAGCUAUUUUUAGAUUUAAUUCACAGCCUUCCCCACCUCAACUGUUUGUAUUGAAUUAUAUAGUUAUACUCGGGAAUAACUGGACAAGUGCAUUCAUGUUUUAGCAAUAAAUAAAUGAUGCAAAUGUGGAGGGAACACUGGCAUCCUCCACACAUCAUC
Messenger RNA from Entelurus aequoreus (snake pipefish), 3014 nucleotides. It is a transcript of the gene agfg2, whose product is annotated as ArfGAP with FG repeats 2. The transcript has 15 exons. NCBI's taxonomy places the organism in Eukaryota, Metazoa, Chordata, Actinopteri, Syngnathiformes, Syngnathidae. The coding region runs from base 345 to 1694 and encodes 449 amino acids. The record is from RefSeq and is a predicted model, not a curated record. Gene Ontology annotation, molecular function: GTPase activator activity.